AUGUCUUCGGAUCCAAAACCACAACCGCGCAAGCGUGGUCGACCCGCAAACGCGUCCAAAUCUGCUGCCACCAGCGCGUCGCAAGAUCGUCCUGAUGAGUACGAAGCCGAUAAUGAAGAACCUGUGCUACCGAAGCAGCGGGGGCGACCAAAGAAAUUAGCUCAAGAGGAUGCGACAGAAGAGACAGUGGCUCAGGAGGACAAACCUCGAAAGAAGCGCGGCCGACCGUCUCUGGAAGACAAGAAUGCGGAAAAGACAACAGAAGAUGCGCCAAAAUCGAAGAAACAACGGGGUCGACCCUCGCUAGAGAGAAACCAGGACGAACAAGAACCAGGGCCGGAAGCAAUAGAGAACGGGAUAUCACAGAAACGAAAGCGCGGCCGUCCUGCGCUCAGGAAGAACAAAAACGAUGAUGCGCCAGAGCCCGAGCCUGAGCAGGAGACUGUAGAGGAAGAAGCGCAAGCGAAGAAAAAGCGCGGCCGUGCUAAGAAGAACCAAGACAUCGAAGAACCCGAGCAACAGCCAGCAGAGACCGAAAAACAACCCAAGAGGAAACGCGGUCGCCCUGCUCAGGAAAAGGACCAGAAUGAUAAAGAGCCUGAACAAGAAGUGGCUGACGAUUCUGAGAAACAACGGCGCAAGAAAAAUACAAAGGGAAACCAAGUGGAACAGCCAGAUGGGCAGCAAGAAGAGGAACUUGAACCAGAGCCAGAAGGAGCUCAACCAGCUCCCCGCAAAAAACGCCAACGCAAAGCGCCAGAACCCGAACCCGAGCCCGAGGACCAAGAGCCAGAGGAAGAGGAGCAGCAGAGCAGACGAAGCCCACGAAACUCCUCUAGCAAUGACAGGGAAGAUAUAAAUAAUAAGGGGCGCAAGGCGGGAAAGUCCAAGAAGACAUCACAAGAAAACACAGAGGAUCAGCAACCCGAUGAUGCUACCAAGAAGCGCGAACGACGAAAAGGAGGGAAGCCGCAAGCUAAAGAGGCCGAUGAACCUGAACCCGAACCCGAACAGCAACAACAAGAUACCAGCAAGAAGAAGCGUCGCAACAAGAAUGAUGUGCCCUCCGACUCGGAUGAAUCCCUUCCCUCACCACCAAAACCAUAUCUUCACAUCGCUCCUUUCAAGCGCACAAUUCGCUCCUCCCACAUCGCCGCAAAAUGGUCUCCCCUGACCGGAUCAUCGCUCCCUGCAGCAACGUCCAUCCUCACACUCGCUCAACGACCCAUCCUGCAGCGAACAGCCACAACCCGCAACCGACGUGACCAUGCGACCGCGGCCCUAAACCUCGUUUCCCGCCGUAUAGAGCGCAAACUCGACCGCGGUGUCCCCUUCCCGCCUGCGUCAUCGAAGACAAGUACUCGGCGACCUGCAGAUGCAGACGGGGGUCGCGCGAUGGAGCUCGAUUUCGAAGCAGUGCUCGAUGGGAAGCAGGCUUUAGAGAGACAGCUCCACCCGGGAAAACAUGCGGUGGAGUUGUUGAAGGCUGAGAGGGAUAGGAUGGAGAAGGAGCUUGAGAAUGACUACGCGGAGUUAAGAGGUUUAGAGGCAAAUGCGAGGGCGCAGAUGAGAGAGCGCAAAGAUUUGUUUCGAAGAGCGCAUGUUCUGGCACCGACUUCACCGCCUAAGAAACAGGCCCAGGAUACACAAUUCGUGGCCAACAAGGACGAGGGAAGUCUUAAAGAACUACUCGAUACAUCCCUCGAGCCUAUUGCGCUUCAACUCGCCGGUCACGUUGAUAGCAUCCGUGGAAACCUUCAGCAGGCUGAGGGUGUCACACCACAACUCAACCGUACAAAGGCAGCGUUGCAAGAGGCGUUGCAGCAGUACCUGGAUAGCGAUACCUAUGAGCAGAUCCUCCUUGGAUAA
Messenger RNA from Fusarium graminearum PH-1, 1869 nucleotides. RefSeq lists its product as uncharacterized. Bases 1 to 1869 code for a protein of 622 amino acids. The record is from RefSeq and is a predicted model, not a curated record. Lineage: Eukaryota; Fungi; Ascomycota; Sordariomycetes; Hypocreales; Nectriaceae. Gene Ontology annotation, molecular function: DNA binding. The transcript is spliced from 3 exons.